AUGGAUUUCGUGAAGUCAGAAAGCUUCUAUACACCUGCUGAUUUAAUAAUCGCGCAUAUAAUAGCCGCCGCUAGCAAAUUUAAGACCUGUUUAGAGUUAGCAAAACGCCAGGACCUUAUAGAGUGUAUUGCCGAAGAAGUCGAAACGAGCAGGGAAUUAUUUUGCAAAACCGUCAUGGCUUCUUUAUUUGCGAGCAAUACUAUGUUCAAAGACAGUCUCAAGAUGGUUGCACAUGAUGAACUCCUUGGAUUAUCAUGCACAGAUAUUGUAGCAUACAAAAACGCGGUGGAAACACUUUUGACUUUUGUGAGAAAAAACGAAACCGUCGCCAACGAUCUUGAAACGAGAUUCGGAGAAAUAUGCGAUAGAUUGAAGGCUUCUUCGAAUAAUAUGAGAGAUUACUUGGAAACCCUCGACGAUAAAGAGGAAGAACUGAAAUGUUUACAACGAGGUAAAAGCAAUUCAGCUACAAAACGGUUAGUCGGGUUAGGGUUGGGUAUGGUUUCUCUAGCGUCUAGUAUUUUGGGACCUGAAUCGAUACUUGUGGAUGGUGUAAGUGUGGUUACUGGAAGCAUCGGCGUCAAGACAUUUAUCGAUGCGUCUGCGCAUAUCGAUCGGAUGAAGAAGGAAAUUCAUAAAUUGGAAGUUCAAAUCAACAGCAGAUUGACAGUUAAGUCAUUACAUGAGGCUUUGAAAAGUGCAACGAUGGGAGUUGGUCAGGUGAAAAAUUAUUGGCGGACGCGCGUUUUUGAGAUUGAAGCAUUACUUAAAGACCUUGAUAAUUUUGAACGGCGAGGGCAGCGUCUCAGUGAACUGGAAGCAUGGUGUUUUAAGACAAAAUGGAUACAUUAUCAGAAGGAGUGUGAAGAAUAUGUAGAAAAACUAUGCAAACAUAUUGAAGAACACGUCAUUGUGACGUUUUGA
Molecule: messenger RNA, 924 nt
Organism: Paraglomus occultum
Lineage: Eukaryota; Fungi; Glomeromycota; Glomeromycetes; Paraglomerales; Paraglomeraceae
Source: the annotation of a GenBank genome assembly